AUGGGUAUCUCCCGCGACUCCCGUCACAAGCGCUCCGCGUCCGGUGCGAAGCGCGCAUACUACCGCAAGAAGAGGGCUUUCGAGAAGGGUCGCCAGCCCGCCAAUACCCGUAUUGGCACUAAGCGUAUCCAUCUUGUCCGCACCCGCGGCGGAAACCGCAAGUUCCGUGCUCUGCGCCUCGACUCCGGCAACUUCUCGUGGGGUUCAGAGGGUGUAGCCAAGAAGACCCGUGUCAUCGGUGUCGUCUACCACCCCUCCAACAACGAGCUCGUCCGUACCAACACCCUUACCAAGUCCGCCGUCGUCCAGAUUGAUGCCGCUCCAUUCCGGCAGUGGUUCGAGGCCCACUACGGCCAGUCGCUCGGCCGAAGGCGCCAGACCAAGGCCGGCGAGAAGGAGGAGGAGAAGAAGUCCAACAGCGUCCAGAAGAAGCAGGCCGACCGCUUCAAGGCCUCCGGCAAGGUCGAGAAUGCUCUCGAGAAGCAGUUCGAGGCUGGUCGUGUCUUCGCCGUUGUGUCGUCGCGCCCCGGUCAGUCCGGCCGCUGCGACGGCUACAUCCUCGAGGGUGAGGAGCUUGCUUUCUACCAGCGUCUCCUCAGGAAGUAG
Didymosphaeria variabile is the source of this 606-nucleotide messenger RNA. RefSeq names its product ribosomal protein S8A (gene RPS8A). Bases 1 to 606 code for a protein of 201 amino acids. Lineage: Eukaryota; Fungi; Ascomycota; Dothideomycetes; Pleosporales; Didymosphaeriaceae. Gene Ontology annotation, cellular component: cytosolic small ribosomal subunit; ribosome. Gene Ontology annotation, molecular function: structural constituent of ribosome. The transcript is spliced from 3 exons. The record is from RefSeq and is a predicted model, not a curated record. Gene Ontology annotation, biological process: maturation of SSU-rRNA from tricistronic rRNA transcript (SSU-rRNA, 5.8S rRNA, LSU-rRNA); translation.